GUGAUCGCUAGUCAAGCAGCUACAGCUCCCAUCACUCCAAAGCUAAGUCGACAGGCAACUGGACAUCUGCCCAUCCACUGCGUCGUCCAACUUCUUAAGUCCCAAGCCUUCGUCAAAAAUAAUGUUCAAAUAAAGGAUUGGAUCUAUAAACAGGUGUGCGAGAGUGUCCGGCCCAUGCACCCUUUACUACCUGACCUUCUUGAGGCGCAUGCACUAAACGUGCUCUCCACCAGUCAAACCAGUGCGCCAGCCAACUUGCCUGACCUCAGCAAUCAGCAUUACAACCAUCUGUUUAGGAAACCAACAACAGCUUUCUCUGUCAUCUCAGAGAGUGAGUUGACACGCCAAUUCAGUGCUGACCUCGCGGGAGAGGCGGCUAGCAGCUGUGCUCCAGGCAUUGAUGGUCUCAGGUUUCGGAUACCAGGCCAACACUUAUCCACCUGGCCGAGUACAUCUGACUCCGAUCCAUCUUCCUCCCUUAGUGAAUUCUGUAGCCGAGACCUUACACCACAGAUUCUUUUCCUCUAUUAUGCCUUAUUCGUUUAUGAUCACCAGUUAAAUACGCGGCUUGCUUCAAAUCAGAGACGUAAGUUUGAAAUUGGUUUAGGGUUUAGAACGACUCACUGA
Molecule: messenger RNA, 627 nt
Organism: Protopolystoma xenopodis
Lineage: Eukaryota; Metazoa; Platyhelminthes; Monogenea; Polystomatidea; Polystomatidae
Source: the annotation of a GenBank genome assembly